Messenger RNA from Canariomyces notabilis, 1584 nucleotides. RefSeq lists its product as uncharacterized. The record is from RefSeq and is a predicted model, not a curated record. NCBI's taxonomy places the organism in Eukaryota, Fungi, Ascomycota, Sordariomycetes, Sordariales, Chaetomiaceae. The transcript is spliced from 2 exons. Gene Ontology annotation, biological process: attachment of GPI anchor to protein. Gene Ontology annotation, cellular component: GPI-anchor transamidase complex. Bases 1 to 1584 code for a protein of 527 amino acids.
AUGACGCCGCGAAAGCAACCACCGCCCGAGUCGCCGUCCGACAUCCGGCGACGCACCCAUGUCAUCCUCUCGUUCUGGCUGAUCAUCCUAUUCCUGGGCCUGCCCAUAUGGUGGUGGACGACGACCAUCUAUCGAGCUCGUCUCCCGUUGCAGGAGAUGCUCGAAUGGGCCGACGGCAAGGCCUGUCGCCCCGUCUUCCCCCUACGCAUCUCGAUCCAAGCCAACUCGCUCCAGGAGCAAGAAGCCCAAAACCUGCUUCGCCUAACGCAACAUGCGCUGGACGACCUCAACGAUUUUUCUGGUCAUCAUUUGCGCUUGCAAUUGUCUCCCCCUUCCAGCGAUGCUAAGCAGACUCACGAUAGCGGGAGCGCCCUAACCAUCCGCCUAAUCCCCGGCGAGACGACGACCGCUACGCUUGACCCACUUGAGCCGGUUCUCGAUAUUACAUACCCACCCAAUGCCAUUCCCCUGCCCACUUCAUCCUCCUCCACCCUUGCGACCUAUGUUGCCGCCCAGCUACGCUCGACCUUCGCCGAGGAGCAAGCCACAAUAUCGUACCUUCUGUCCACCAACGCGAUCCCUUCCGAACAUCGUCCACAAGGUCUUUCGCCCGAAGCCGCCGAGUCCUUAUCCAAGCGCACCACGAGGUCGCUGAAAUACGCGCCGACAUACCACCUCACCUUCUCCCUUUUCACGAGCGGGCCGCUGCCGAGCAGCUGGGACAUCGAGGCCGCCAUCGAUGAGUACAUGAAGCCCGUGCUCGACGUUCUAUCGCCGAUUCAUAAUUUCACCAUCGACACGCAGGUGCAGUUGUACGCGACGCCGGGUGUCCAGAACCAAGUGCUCAACAAAGAGGAUCUGUCGUCCUUCAUCAACGCGGCCGAGUGGCCCCUUUCACCUUCGAUUGGCGGCGCUCCAACAAUCAAUUUCAUCGUUUUUGUUGGAAACCAGACUAUUGCCGCCGCAUCUCAGAGUCCAGAAGACGCCAGCGGAUCCGAGUCGUCAGCGGCGCACUCGUGGCUUAUCCCACAGUGGGGCACCGUCUACCUGCUGUCCCUCCCUCUCGACGUGACGCACCUCUCGGUUGCGUCUCUGAAGCAGCCUUUGCUGACCUUCACAUCCCACCUGCUAUCCCUCACCGGCACCCCGCAGUCGGGCUCCCUCCCGCUGCGCCUGUCGACUCUGGCACGGAUCCGCUCGGCGGACCUGCUUCUGCGGGCGUCGUCGACGCUGGGCUCGCUCGCGCGGCUGGCGCUGGCGCUGCCGUCCAUCUCGAUUCCGCGCAGCGUCGCCGACGGCGUGGCCAAGACCAUGGCGCACCUGCGGCUAGCGUGCGAAACGCUGGGGGGCGCCGAGGGCCUGGCGCACGCGCGCAUCGCCGAGGCCGAGGCCGAGCGGGCUUUCUUUGAGAAGAGCAUGGUCGGGCAGCUGUAUUUUCCGGACGAGCACAAGAUCGCCGUCUAUCUCCCCCUGCUGGGCCCCGUCGCCGUGCCCUUGGUCCUGGGGCUCAUCAAUGAGCUCAAGGCGUGGAGCAAGAGAAGGAGGGAGAUGGCGAAGCGGGGGGAGGAGAAGAAGAGGGAGUAG